This is a messenger RNA of Bathycoccus prasinos, 405 nucleotides long. RefSeq lists its product with no specific name. NCBI's taxonomy places the organism in Eukaryota, Viridiplantae, Chlorophyta, Mamiellophyceae, Mamiellales, Bathycoccaceae. The transcript has a single exon. The record is from RefSeq and is a predicted model, not a curated record. Bases 1 to 405 code for a protein of 134 amino acids.
AUGUUCGAGACCUUCUCCUUCUUGCCGCCGCUCUCUGACGCCGACUUGUCCAAGCAAGUGCAAUACUUGUUGAACAACGGCUGGACUCCGUGCCUCGAAUUCGAGGACCCGGCGCACGCCUACACUGACGGUCACGGUAACUCCGGUUUGGACUCCUCCAUCAACACCAACUACUACGACAACAGAUACUGGGUCAUGUGGAAGUUGCCGAUGUACGGUUGCAACGACCCGUCUGAAGUCCUCACUGAAGUGAAGGCUUGCGUCAAGGCGUUCCCGAACUGCUACGUCAGAUGCGCCGGCUUCGACAACAUCAAGCAAGUGCAAUGCCACUCCUUCUUGGUGUACAGACCGAAGUUGUCCCCGAUGGAGGGUGGUGCCAGAGAUGUCGCCGACAGACAAAUCUAA